Cyphomyrmex costatus is the source of this 468-nucleotide messenger RNA. RefSeq lists its product as uncharacterized. The record is from RefSeq and is a predicted model, not a curated record. The coding region runs from base 1 to 468 and encodes 155 amino acids. Gene Ontology annotation, biological process: DNA integration. Gene Ontology annotation, molecular function: nucleic acid binding. NCBI's taxonomy places the organism in Eukaryota, Metazoa, Arthropoda, Insecta, Hymenoptera, Formicidae. The transcript has a single exon.
AUGGAAGCCUUUAUGGCAAUAUUUCGACACUUUUGCGCCCGACGUGGAACGUGCAUGCACAUUUACUCGGAUAAUGGCACUAAUUUUGUGGGUGCAUCAAAAGAGUUGAAAGAAAUAUAUGAGUUUCUACGCAAAGAAAAGGAUCAGAUCGCAUCACAGUUAGCUGUACAAGAGAUACAGUGGCAUUUUAUUCCACCACGUUCGCCACAUUUUGGAGGACUGUGGGAAGCUGCGGUCAAGAGUGCAAAAAGAUAUCUUAAGAUCGCUAUGAAAGAAUUACUUUUUACGUUCGAAGUAUACUAUACGCUAUUAGUUGAAAUCGAAGAUGUGUUAAACAGUAGACCUUUGACAGCCUUAUCAGCGGAUCCGAAUGACUUAACACCUCUUACACCGGCGCAUUUUUUAAUUGAAGCACCUUUGCAAGGAGUAGCAGAGAGGAAUUACCUGGAGACGCAACUAAUCAUCUAA